CUCGUUUCCAAACGUACCACAAACUUGAUUGUUUGGGAGAGGGAGGUGGUGGAGUUAAAAGGCUUGGCAAAUGUGAAACGAAAUGUGAAAAUUUGAAAGGGUGAAACAGUAUGUGGAUUUAUCAACAACUUUGUUGGUGAAGGACCUUCGCUAAAAUGAGUGAUGCCAAUGAAAGGACAAGGCUUAUUACUGGUAGCAACAUAAAUGCUGAAUUGUUGCAGGAUGUUGAGCUAGAAAUUAGCAGAAGGCCUGUUGAAUCUUGUGAUGUUUCUGAUGCAAGAAGUAAUGAAGAAGUUGGUAUAGAUGCUGCCCUGGAACCUGCGCUUGGUAGGAAAACAUGGAAAAGUUAUCUGGUUCUGAUUCUGACCCCAAUAUUGCUUUGUCCACUGUUAAUAACAAUACCAACCAUGGAAAGCAGAGCUGGGUAUGGUAUUCUUAUUAUAGUUAUUUACUGGGUAACAGAAACUUGCCCACUUGCUGUGACUGCACUUUUGCCAAUUGUUCUAUUUCCACUGCUUGGUGUGCUCAGUACAAGUGCUGUUGCUGCUACCUACUUUCAAGAUGCAAAUGUUUUGUUUCUUGGUGGAUUGCUUGUCUUUGUUUCAUUUGAAGAAUGGAAUCUACACAAAAGAAUUGCAUUGAAGAUACUUCUACUUCUUGGCACACGCAAGCAGAAUUUAUUAUUUGGCUUCAUGCUGACAACAGCUGGAAUUUCCAUGUUCUUAAGUAACACAGCAACUACUGCUCUGAUGGUCCAGAUUGUCAAAGUUAUUUUGGCUGAGCUUGAGCUUGGUGACAGAAGACAGAACAGCGCUGCCCAAGGGAGGGAAGACUUGGAAAACUCAAGUGAUAGUUUCCUCCAGCAAAGGGAAACUGUGUUUGCCUCUACGAGUGAAGACCCUGCAAGACAGGCCACUAUUUCAGAUGUAAAUAGUUCUAGGGAGGUGCUUAAAGAAUAUUCUAGGCAAGAUGAUCAAAAGCAGUUUGGAAAGGCAUUGCUUUUAGCAAUAGCUUUUUCUGCAAAUAUUGGAGGUAUUGGAACUUUGACAGGGACUGGUACAAAUAUGAUAUUUGCAGGACAAGCAACUAAGCUUUUCCCGAAAAGUGGUGGUAUUUCCUAUGCAGCUUGGUUUGGUUUUGCCUUUCCUCUUAUGGUUGUCUUGUUACUGGUUGGCUGGGUUUACCUUUUGGUUCUUUUUCUAGGGACAAAGAGUGCUGUCAGCUGUUUCAGGAAGAAUAAAGACAACAGCAGUGAUGCCAUAUUUGAAAUCAUUAAGCAUGAAUAUAACUUAUUAGGAAAAACUAGCUUUGCAGAAAAAGCUGUUUUAGGUCACCUUGUUGUCCUGAUUCUCCUUUGGUUAACAAAAGAUCCACAAGUUGUACCAGGUUGGAACUCGCUGUUUAAAAAAGGGUAUAUGACAGAUGGCACAGUAGCCAUAUUGAUAGCCUUCUCCCUUUUUCAAUUUCCAUCACUCAUGAGGGAAAACCAUGCUCGUGUUUACACAACUCGCCUUUCUUUACUCUCUACAAGACCCCUGCUUGAUUUGCAAAUGGUGAGUGAAAAACUUUGUUGGAGCGUCUUGGUUUUAUUAGGUGGUGGAUUUGCAAUUGCUGCUGCAUGUCAGGCCUCUGGACUUUCCGAGUUGAUAAGUGAAAAUUUAAGAAGUCUCAAAGGAGUUCCAGACUAUGCUAUUGUUUCCAUUGUGUGUUUUGCAGUGACUGGUUUUACAGAAAUACUUUCAAAUACAGGCACUGCAACAAUAUUUUUGCCAGUUUUGGCUUCUCUGGCUGUAAGUACACAUAUCCAUCCAUGGUAUCUGAUGAUCCCUGCAACAAUAUCUUGUUCAUUUGCUUUCAUGUUUCCUGUUUCAACUCCCCCAAAUGCUAUUGUUUACUCAACAGGAAGAUUGAAGAUGUGGGACAUGGUGAAAGCUGGCAUUGGGAUGGAUAUUAUAUGUUUAGCAGUGCUUCUUAUGUUUAGCAACCUGUAUGGAAGUUUUUAUUUCAAAUUCAAGACUUUCCCAGAGUGGGCCAAAACAGCACAGUACAUAUCAACAGUGGCGCCUACAAAUGGAUCCAUAUAUUUAACACCAUCAACAUUUUAUAACAAAUCAAUGCAGUUUAGUUGAAUUAAAUAGUUUGGUCUUUAUUUAUUUAGCAAAUUGUGUUUGCUUGAACUUUUUUAUUUCAGGAAAAGAAUAUUUUUAAUCCUAAUUAAUUCAAUACAUGUCUAUUUAUCAUGAUUACCAAUUAUCUUGGCAUUGAAAAGUAACCUGGUUUCUCAGAAAAUGUAAUGAUUUGCAGACCUGUAAAAUUAAUUUGUCAAUUGAAUUUUAUGAAAAGGUAAGAAAAAUUUUUUGGGACUGCUAUGGGAUCUCAAGGCCAAGGGGCAGAUCCAGAAUUGAUCUUUGAAUGCCACAUGGACAGAAGCAAGUGCUGGCGGCACAGUGCCCCCGUAAACUGUUUUCCUGUUCCAUGCCAUCUUCUGGUAGUUUUUCAGAAAGGCUAAGUUGAAGAAAACACACUCUACAGAUAUCAGUCAUUAUUAAAUGGUUCAAAUUUUUCUUUCACACUGUCUAAGAGAGGGGGUGGGGAUGGGGGUGGAGUUAUCCUUCUCCAGUAUAUUUGCAGAAAAUAAAUUUGGUCUCAAAGUCUCAAUGGAGCUAAACUGCAAUUCUACUAGGCUCAAAACAAUUGUACAGAACUCAGCUCUAGGAUAUAUACAGCAUCACUCAACCUGUGCUGAUUUGCUGUUUUCUAGUCAUUUGCUAUUCUGUAGGUAAGCCUUGUUAGGAAAGAGGAAUAAUUGCCAGGAUCUUGAAAAAACUGAGAAUUUGAAAAAGCCAAAAUUUGAAUAAACUUUCUAACAGAAUGUAUGAGAAUUCUAAUUUGAUACAAGCAAGUAUGAGAAUAGCAAAAUGUGUAAAACUUGAAAGGUUUGCAUUUGAGUUUUGAGAAAUUUGUAUUUAUUUUUACAUAUGCUUUUGAGUUUUGCUGCCUUGUGGUAUCCUUAACCUUUGUUAUGAUCCACAAACCUUUUAAAGAGUAGAAAGUCACAAUAAUUUUUGAAAUUCUUAUACAGAAACCCUAAAUUAUAAUAUUGUGGAAACUUUGCAGUCUGACUUUCUUAAAAAGGCCAGAACAUGAAAAUUAUGUCCAUUAGAGGAUGAUGCCUCCUCAAAGGAGAACCAGUUUUGCAAAGCAGAGUUUCUUUCCUCAUAAGUCUUGCAUCUUAUGGCCAAUCACAAAUCUAAUGACAUGAUUUUGAAAUGUCUCAUGUUUUGUUUAGUUGCUUUGAUCUAAAGAUGCACAGGUAAAUCAAAAAUAUGUAUGAUAUACCAUUUUUAUAUUUUUCUAAGAAGUUCAUUUCAUAAAAGAAAGCAUACAUUUAAAUUAACAAACAUGUGGUUGUCAUAUUUCAAAUCCUAUUUUAUUACCAGCAAGUUUAAUUAAUAAUAUAUCCUCACAAAUUGAUCAAAUCAUUGUGCCAAGAGUCUCAGAAUUCAUUUAUUAUUUAUUUAUUAGAUCCUGCAGAGGCUCUGCAUAGAAAACUAAAAUUUUAGUUCAGUUUUAGUUUUGCAAGCAUUGCUUAAAAAAUUUGCUGAUGCAAUGCUGUUAGUAUGAAAUUUGCAUCAUAUUUUGAAAGCAACAAAAAAUACAUGUUUUUUCAAUUGUGAUUUGAUCUUUAGGUCUUUAAACUUGGUAUAUUAAUUCUAAAUCUGAAAUUUUCAAUGCAUAAACAAUGUUCUAAUGCAAGGUGGUUUUAUCAUUAGCCCUUUUCUUACUUGAGAACUUCGGUUCCAGAGGUCUGGUUAGAGUGGAUAACAUCAGUAUUAAUAUGUUUUGUGACUGACAUUACAUUUGUGCUAAUAAUUGAGUGGAGCUAGAGUAUUUGAGGAGCCAGAAAUUCAGACUUGUCAAUCUAAAGGAUACUUUGACUGUUAAUAGAUAUGCAUUUUCAAAGUGAAGACCAACAAAAGACACAUGAAACAAGUAAACAUAUCUGUAAAUUAAACCUAAAAGACUGGCAAGUGGAAUUGAUGCCAUACAGUUGUCUAGGUUACAUAGCAUGAAUAUAUUGAUAUUUUAUUUAAAAGGCUGAUCUUUUUCAAUGUUAUACUUGCAAAAAUGUUCCAUCUGCCAACAAGUUUGUGUCCCCUUUGCAGAGUCUCUGUGAUAUUAUUUUCUUAUAAUUAUUUAGCUGCUGAUUAAAUUCCAUGACAUUUUCUGGUUCAGAUGAAAUAUAAAAGUCACUGAAUGCACAAAACAUUUGGACAAAUAACCUCUGGAAAUCUUCCAACGUAAACUUUGUGGCAGCAGCUGCAUAAAAAUAUGCCUUAAGCUCCCCAGAUCUCAGCAAAUCAAAGGCAACACCAGUCAAAUUUAUACCAGCUACAGCAAAAGGAUAACCAAAUCUAGGAUGCUGUGAUAAGCUAAAAAGUCUUUUUGCUUCAUCUGUCUUACUUUCAAUGAAAUAUAUGAGGUUUUUCAAGCUAAGCACUCCCAUUCCUCUAAAAUCUGUAGCUGGAUUCUUCCCCUGAAAUCCAAUUUCUCCCCACUGUUUUGAAUAUCUGUUAUCCAAUUUCUCAUUAGGCUUAAGUGCUUCCCAAAGCUGCAAAAGUAAUUCUUCAUGAACUUCAUUUUCCUCAUUGAAAGGCUCAGAUCUGAUCUCAUCAACUUUUGUUGUCAGUUUAUUGUAGCUCAAAAUCUUGGCAAGGAAAAUCGGCAUUGUUUUUAUUAAAUUUGGAUGAUCAUCUAGCGUUA
Molecule: messenger RNA, 4764 nt
Organism: Rhopilema esculentum
Lineage: Eukaryota; Metazoa; Cnidaria; Scyphozoa; Rhizostomeae; Rhizostomatidae
Product: solute carrier family 13 member 2
Biological process (GO): transmembrane transport
Cellular component (GO): plasma membrane
Molecular function (GO): transmembrane transporter activity
Source: RefSeq, a predicted model, not a curated record